Messenger RNA from Plasmodium falciparum 3D7, 5787 nucleotides. RefSeq lists its product as uncharacterized. NCBI's taxonomy places the organism in Eukaryota, Apicomplexa, Aconoidasida, Haemosporida, Plasmodiidae. The record is from RefSeq and is a predicted model, not a curated record.
AUGAAUAACCUUGAGAGAUUAAAGCAGAGACUAGAAGAAUCUGUAGAAAAGCACAAGAGGCGAUUAUUAAUAACAAGAGAAAAGAAGAAACAAAGUAAUUCUGCAAUAUAUGUUAAUAAUAAAAAUGUAAACAAAGAAAGGAGUAAGAUAAUAUUAAAUGAUGAGAAGAGUAUAUGUGGUGAUAAUAAAAUACGGACAGAUACUUAUCCUUCUAUAAAUAAAAAUAAACUAAUUGAAAAUUUAAGAAAUACAAAAUUGUUAUUAAUAAAAAAAAGAAGAAGCUUAAAUAAUAUGAAAAAGGAAAAUAAUAUUGUAAAUAAGUAUGAUACAAAAAAUGAAUUAAAAAAUAAAAAUAUUCAAUUAAAAAAAAAUACACCAUCCAUAAUUAAUAAUAAAAAGGGUAUGAUGAAAUAUCUAAAUAAAAUAGUAAAUCCAGCAAAUCAAAGUUAUAGUAUAGAAAAUAAAAUUAGGGGUCGUGUUAAUAUCUCUCAUAUAAAAGAAAAAGAAAAGGCGUUAAAGGAUGAAGAAGAUAAGGGAAAUAAAACAAAUUAUAAUAAUAAUAAAGAAAAAAUAUAUGAUGAUAAUAAUAAAGAAAAAAUAUAUGAUGAUAAUAAUAAAGAAAAAAUAUAUGAUGAUAAUAAUAAAGAAAAAAUAUAUGAUGAUAAUAAUAAAGAAAAAAUAUAUGAUGAUAAUAAUAAAGAAAAAAUAUAUGAUGAUAAUAAUAAAGAAAAAAUAUAUGAUGAUAAUAAUAAUAAUGUUAAUACUUUUCAAAAUAUAUCAAAAGAUGUCAGAGAUAAUAUAAAUGAUUUAUUUCGAAAUUUUAUUAAUUGUAAAAUUAAUAAUUUGUAUGUUAUAACUACAGAUACAAAUAAAAUACCUAAUAAUAAAAUAUUCCUUUCCGAAACACAACAACAAUUUUUAGAAAUAAAAAACAAACAAGACAAUAACGAAUAUGAGAUAAAGGAUGAACAUUCAGAUGAUAAUAAUCAUAGUAAUUAUCAUCACGUGCAAGAUAAUCCUUAUGUUAUGAAAAAAAAAAGACUAGACGAUAAGGUUAAAGAAGGGAUGGAUAAAAAUUAUAUGGAUAAUAUUAUAUAUGUAGGUAAACAUGAAAGGGUGUCAAGCAAUAUGAUCAUCAAAAGGAAUAAUAAUAAUUAUGAUAAUAAUAAUUAUGGUGAUAAUAAUAAUUAUGAUGAUAAUAAUAAUUAUGGUGAUAAUAAUAAUUAUGAUGAUAAUAAUAAUUAUGGUGAUAAUAAUAAUUAUGAUGAUAAUAAUAAUUAUAAUAAUAAUAGUAAGUCUAACAUUCAUAAUAACAGUAUAUACGAAACAUAUGAGAAGAAUUUAAAAAAACUGUUAGAAAUAGAAUAUAAAAUGAAAAAAAAAAUAGAAAGUUUUGAAAAAAAUAAAGAUGAUAAUAAUAUUAUGUCUACAAAAUCAUCAGCUUCUUCAUAUCCUUAUGGUGAUGAUGAAGAUGGUGAUAAUAUAACGUUAUAUUCACAUAUUUGUUCUAAUAUAAAACCUGUAAAAAACGAAAUUCAAUUUGAUCAAAGUAAUAUUGAUAUACCGAUGGAUGCUAAAAAUUAUAUUAUCAAAAGAAUGACUUCAAGUACAAAAUUAAAGAGUAAUCUAACGAAUGAAGAGGGUUUAUACAAAGCGGACAAACAUAAUGAUAAUAGUAAUAAUAACAUAACUUAUUGUGAUAACAAUAAUUUUUCUACUCAUGAUGAAGAUUGUGAAUUAUAUUGUAUACAAAAAAGUAUAUACUCCAAAGACAUCAAUAAUAUUUGUCAUACCAAUGUUAGUAAUAAACAUACUUGUUCAGAAAAUAAGAAAUGUAUAGAAAAUGAAAAAAUAUAUACUAAUAAUAACAAAAAAAAUUGUCUUUCUUCUUAUGAUGUGGAAAAUAAAAUAUUACGAAAAAUAAAUAACGAUGAUGAUUAUAAAUAUAUGAAUAAGCAAGAUAAUAUAAUACAAAAUGAACUAAUAAAAAAAAAAAAAAAAAAAACACACACACACACACACAUAGAUUUAAAUAAUUACUCUUAUGAAAAAAAUGGAAGAAAUAAAGAAUUGGUUACCAUGAAGAGUAACCAGGAAAAUUAUUCUAGUAAUUAUUGUUACAAUUAUUCCUAUGAGAAAAAAGAAAAGAUAAACAAAAGGAAAAAAAAAAUAAAAAAAAAAAAAAAUAAAAUAAAAAAUGAAAAUAAUAAAAUAAAAAAUGAAAAUAAUAAAAUAAAAAAUGAAAAUAAUAAAAUAAAAAAUGGAAAUAAUAAUAAUAAUAAAAAUAAAAAUAAUAAUAAUAAUAGUAAUAGUAUAAAUCCAAACCAAAAUAAUCAUGUAAGAAGUAACAUAUCCUUGAGUAAUUCAAAAGAUCAUAAUAGCAUCUAUUAUUCUUCAUAUAUAGAAGACCAAUAUGUAUCAUCAUAUAAUAAAGAUGAUGAUGAAAAUAUUUAUAAUUACAAUAGUUCUGAUCAUAAUAUAUUACAUGGAUCUAAAAAAUCUGAAAAUAAUAUUUGUUAUAAUCAUCAGAUUAAAAUAUAUAAUAAAGAAACAAAUGAAAAGUCUUCUUGUUUAAAAGGUUUAAAUAAAUCAUCGUUCUUAUCAAACAAAAUAUAUUUUUCAAAUAUACAUAAAGAAAAUAUAAAAUCUUUUAUAACAAAUGAAACAUAUGAGGAGGAUCAAAGGAUAAAGAAAAAAAAUUCUUUAGAAAAUAAAAUUGAAAAUGGUGAAGAACAAAAGAUGUCUUAUUAUUUAAAAGAAAAAAAUAACAAUUGUUAUGAGAAAUUCUUACAACAUUCAAGCGAUAUAAUAAUAGAAGGGGGGGGGAAAAAAAAAAAAAAAAAAUUGCAAUCUAAUGAAUAUAUUAUUAUUAAACAUUCUAAAAGUAACAACAAUACCAUAUUAUUAAAAAAGGAUAAAAAAAUAAAAGAGAAUUAUAAUAUUCAUUCAUAUAAAUAUAAUCAACAAAAUGAUGAUAUCUAUCAACAGAUACAAAGUUCAUCAAGUAUGAAAAGGGAAACGGAAUGUUUAUUAAAUAAUAAAAUAAAGGAUUGUCAUAGGUUAUAUAAAGAUAAUAAUAUCCAUCAUAUGGAACACUGUUACAUUUGUUCUUAUCCUAUACAAAACAAUGAACAAAAAUUUAUUUUACAUAAAGGAGAAGAAAAAAAGGGAAAAGCAAAUUUGGAUACAACAUAUAAAAAUUAUGAUAAUAAUGAUAAUUAUAAUAAUUAUGAUAAUUAUGAUAAUUAUAAUAAUUAUGAUAAUUCUGAGUAUCACAUAACGAUGACGAGUCAUUUAAUUGGUUCCUCACAUAGUAAAAUAAAUAAGGAAAAAAAAAAAUCGUACCUUUCAACCUUUACAAAUAAAAGGAAGGAUUUGGAAAGUUAUAUGUCUAGCCACACGGUAUGUUCAAAAAAAAACAUACAAAAUGUUGGAGAAAACUAUAAAAAUGGUAAUAAUGAUGAUGAACAUAAGGAUGAUAUACUGUGUGAUAAUAAUAUUUAUAACCAUUGUCAUGAUUUAGGAACAUACAAUCCUACAUAUGAGAGCGAAAAAGUAACUCCAUAUUUAUCUGAGAAACACAAAGUAAUAUAUAAAAAUAUUUAUAGUAACCAAAUAAAUAUUCGUAACAAUGAAAGGAAUCAUAGUGAGGAUGAAACAUAUAUAUAUAUAAAAAAAGAAAACAUACCCUUCAAGAAAGAAAAAGAAAAAAAAGAUAUUUUUAGUUAUAUAAAAGGCAUGUAUUUAUCCCCUACCUCCCUUCCCCCCCAAAAAAAAAAAAAAAAAGAAAAAAAAAAAUCUUUUAUUUUGGAAAAUGAGGAAUUUAUAAAUGAAGAAAGCUCUUUCGAUAUUCAAUCAAAUAAUAUUAAUAGUCAUUUUAUAAAAAAUAAAAAUAUAUUAAAUAUAAAGAACCAAACUAAUGAUUUAGAGAAUGUAAAAUGUUAUCAUCAUAUAAAAAAACAGAAUAAUAGCAAAUCUCAGUCUUCUUACUUUUGUUCUCCUGCUCCAUCGAAUUCAAUACUUAGAAAUAACACAGAAUCGUAUUUUUUAAAAAAUGAUAAACAAAAUGAUCAAAAGGUAAAAGAAGAUGGACAAACCAUAAAAAAUCAAACAACAGCUAAUAAUGUGCAAAAGAAAAGAAAUAAAAAUUAUGUAAAAACAAAUAGUAUACUUUUAAAAAAAAUACUCAAAAUGAAAAUUGAAUCUAUGAAAAAGGAAAAGGAAGAUAUAAAAGAAAAAAACCAUUUUAAUUAUAAUAACAACGAAAAAAAAAAUCAAGAUGAUAAUCAUAAUAAUAAUAAUAAUAAUAUAAAAGUUAUAGAUUAUCAUCAUGAUAAAAUUAUCCAUGAUAAAAAUAGUAACAAAAUAGAAAUGAUCUCCACAAAAGAUAAAACCAUAAUCACUCUAAUAAAUGAUAACAAACAAAUAUAUGAAAAAGAAUAUAAUAAUGAUACAUGUACAAAGGAUAAUAUAAAGAAAGAAUAUAAUAAUGAUACAUGUACAAAGGAUAAUAUAAAGAAAGAAUAUAAUAAUGAUACAUGCCCAAAGGAUAAUAUAAAAAAUGGACAUAAUAAUGAUACGUGUCCAAAGGAUAAUAUAAAAAAAGAAUAUAAUAAUGAUACAUGUCCAAAUGAUACUAUUUCCAAUAUUAACAAAGAGUAUUCAAGUAUAUAUACACAUAGUCAUAUGAAUAAGGAAUCAUUAAAAUAUAAUAAUAUAUCUUUUUAUCAAAAUAAAGAAUCACAUGAUUUCAUAUCUCGAAAGGAUCAUUAUAUUCAUAAACAUGAGGAAAAAAGAAGCAAGGGAAAUAAAGAAAAUAACAUAAAUAAUUAUAAUAAUAUUUGUAAUAGUAAUAAUAUGGACUUGAAGGAUAAUAUAUCCCCUUCUUACCAUACGAAUAAUAAUAUAAAAGAUGUAGUAAAAUUUAAUCAAUCAUAUUAUUGCUAUUUUAAAAAUGUACAAAAAAAUGAUGUAUAUCCCAAUUCUGAAGAACCAAUAACAAAGGAAGAUAAAACAAAAUUAUUAAUAGCUUAUUUAAAAGACAAAAAAAAAAAUAAAACACAAGAAAAUAAUAAUACAUCUGAUAAAUAUAUAUUAAAAUAUAAUAUUGAAUACUUUAAAUUAGCACAGUUUUUUUCUCAAGAUUAUCAUUUAUUUAAAAAUUAUAUAAAACAUGUAGAUAAAAAAUUGUCAAAAAAUAAUAAUAAUGAUAUUGACAGUUUAGAUGAAACAGCUUUUUCUAUUAUUAAAUUGUUCAACUCCAAAAAAAAAAAUGAUCUUUCUACAAAAUAUGAAAAUAAAGACAUUUCUCAGAAAAAUACAAUUUUUAACAAUAUUGAAAAAAAAACAAAUCAAAAAAUCAACAUAAAACAUUUACAUGUUGUAAACGAUAACGAAAAUAUAAUAGUUAACAAUUUUAAUAAAAGUGAAACUCAAAUUAUAAAUGAUACAAGAAAGGAAGUAUAUAGUAUCGUUCAGAAUCAAAAAAAAUCCACUUUUUUGCGUGACAAAAAUGGAACAAAGAAUUAUCCAUAUGAUCAUUUGGAUAAUUAUAAAAAAGAAAUCCAUAUUCCCACAAAGGAUAAAUAUGCAGACAAUAAGAAUAAAAAAGCACAUUGUUAUAAAAUUAUAAAUAAUGGAAAACCAUCUUUAUUUUAUGAAGACCAACCCACAAAAAUGAAUCAAAAUAAUGACAUUACACCAAAUGAAAGAAAAGGAAAAAAGAAACAGAUAGUCUUAAAAACAAUUGAUCUUCUUGAAAAAUAUGAAAAAAUUAGUGCUAAAUAA